This is a messenger RNA of Meira miltonrushii, 1800 nucleotides long. RefSeq lists its product as uncharacterized. Gene Ontology annotation, cellular component: lipid droplet. Gene Ontology annotation, molecular function: lipase activity. Gene Ontology annotation, biological process: lipid storage. Lineage: Eukaryota; Fungi; Basidiomycota; Exobasidiomycetes; Exobasidiales; Brachybasidiaceae. The coding region runs from base 41 to 1645 and encodes 534 amino acids. The transcript has a single exon. The record is from RefSeq and is a predicted model, not a curated record.
CACAACAACCAACACCUCCUCUCUCUCUCCUCUCGCAAGUAUGACGGACGAUUCAAUCUUGUUGAGGCAUAGCAAACCACCCGUAAGCUUAAACAUAGAAGGUGCAAGGGUGCUCUAUUGGCCUGCUAGAUCAGACAUCGAAUUACCUCCAAGUGGUUCACUAGUCUUUAUCGUCGGCAAUCCCGGUUUGGCAGAUUAUUAUACCCGCUACUUGACCGAAUUGCAAAAUCUCGUUCAUAGCGAUGGUCGAUCAAAUCUGGAAAUCUUUUGUUUGUCCCAGUUAGGUCAUGAUCCUCACGCACUUCAUCCUCCGCAAAAGAUUGUUUCGCUCGAUGAACAGAUACAAAAUAAAGCCAAUAUUCUCAAAGCAAUCACUGAAAGAUGGAAUGGAAGAAAGACUACAAUUCUGGCAAAUAGACCAAAACUUAUCCUUGCAGGUCAUAGCAUUGGCGCUUAUAUGGCUUUGGAAAUUGUCAGACGUAAACUCAAUCCUGUACCAGUCUCAUCUGUUCAUCUUUUGUUCCCCGCAUUACAUCAAAUCGGUCACAGUCCCAACGCACGUCGACUAUCCUGGCUAUUGAAAGCAGAUGACAGGCCACUACUAUCACCAUAUGCACCAUCUGUAUUGAUGGUGCUAAGCUUUUUGGUUUCGAUACUGUUGCGAAUCAUACAAUUCUUCCCUCUGCCAAUCGUUCAUUUUCUCGUUUUAUGUGGUGCGCCUUCUCAACCUAUGGAAGCGAUCAAAAUCACGUCCGAUUUCAUCUUGGACAGCAAAUGUGCACAACAGGCAAUCAGUAUGGGAAGAGAAGAGAUGAAGCUAGUGAAAAAGGUACAAGCAUUGAACGAAGCAGAAGAUGAACAUCAUCAAUCGAAUGGACAACGAAACGGAAGUGCUUUACCCGUCAAACUUCGAGCUUAUUGGGCUGCCGGUGAUUUGGACGGAUGGGCUCCUGAAUCAACUCGAUUGGCAGUGGAAGAGACGCUAGGAUUGCAAGGAUAUGAAUUACCCGCUGCGAUUAUCGACAAACAUAAAGGACUACAACCACAAAAAACGUUGAAAAAGCGUAAAUCGUAUUCGGUCGAAGAGAUUCGAAGGGCAAGAAGGAAUGGAAGUGGGGCAAAGAGACGAGCUUUGGCCGGAAUGGUUCAUGCAGGUGCAAGUGCAGGAUAUGGAUUAGCAAGCAGUUUGGGUAAUUUGGGCUAUCGUAGAGGCGCACCUCCUCGUGCACCAUCUUCGGGUAUGCGAAAUAUACAAUCACCUUUAGGAUCACCUGCACGCACGUUACGCAGAAGGCCAAGCUUGGUAGCUGCUCGUGCUUCACGUAGAUUUGACGGAAGUAUCGUGAUCGAACCUGCAGGAGAGGAUGAUGGAGAAUUGGAUUUGUUGGCAGAAGAUCCGGAAAAUUCGUUGGACGGGGUUGUUUUUAGUCCAGGAGCGAUUGAGCCAACUUUGGAUGAAACUUUGAAACCUGGACCAACAGGAAAGACAGCUGCUGCUCCACUAACCGUUGAUCCUGCUUUAGCCAUGCCAGAUCGUGCUUCGAUUGUAUGCAAGUUGGGUAUGCCACAUGCCUUUGUCCUAGAACAUAGCGAUAAAAUGGCCGCAAUUUCUUCUGCUAUGAUUAUUUCAGAUUUACAAGGAUGAUUAAGGGAUUACUCUUUCGAUUUUGCUUUGUCUUCUUUUCUUUUAGCUUCAUCUUGGAGGAUCCUUCUUAUGUCAUGAGAAAUGCAAUUUUCAUUUUUUGCUCUAUUUGGCUUUAUUUAAUUGAUUGGCAGCAAAGUCGAUUGCGGCAGUGUAAG